Cuscuta europaea is the source of this 1985-nucleotide messenger RNA. NCBI's taxonomy places the organism in Eukaryota, Viridiplantae, Streptophyta, Magnoliopsida, Solanales, Convolvulaceae. The record is from the annotation of a GenBank genome assembly.
GGGAGUUGACGACGUGCUCUCUCGGGCGCCUGAGGGGUGCAUUGCAGUACACGUACUGUCGGUCUCCAUGGGCCUUCGGUUCCCUCUGCACCCCUUCCUCCGGGAGUACCUGAGGUUUGUUGGCUUGGUACCCUGCCAGCUGACACCUAAUAGCCACUCCUACGUGGCGGGUUUUUUAAACCUCUGUAGGGACCGAGGGGUGACCCCCAGCCUGGACUUGUUCUUCCAGAGCUUCAACCUCUGUCGAGGGGGUCACGCGAAUGCCGAGGGCUUCGCCAACCUGCAGCAGGUGGCCAGGUGGAAGCUGUUUACGGAGGCGCCUUCGUCCAAUAAGGGCUGGAAGGAGCGCUGGUGCUAUGUCAGGGUUGCUGAGAACCCAUUUCCGGCGGAACUUCGGGAUCGCUUCCGUCGGCAUCCGAAGGUUGGAAGCGCCGCCCUCGAAAAAGAUGGCCUGGUGAUAGCCAAAAUCCCGGAGGGUCGCACAAAGCAGGUCUCCAUCAAAGACCAUACUGCCGACAAGGGAUUCUACGCCCUCGGCUUUCGGAGAUACCGAUUUAUUGGGGAAUCGGACGAGAAGUACCCCAUUUUUGCUGAGGCCUUCGGGGGAACAAGAGGUGUCCCAGUGAAAAUGAUGAACGUCAGAGGCCUUGCAGACCUGAAGAAGAAAAAACCCUCCAAGUGCCCGAGGGGGACGGACGCCGGUGUCCCAAAACCCGCCGGUGACUUCUUCAAAAAACCGGAGGGGCCGUCGGUGGGCCCAAGUGCUGAUGCUGCCGCUGCCGCCAAAAGGAAGGGCUCGGGCAGAGAUCCCGAGGGCAAGAAGCCCAAGACCGGGGAUGCUGGGAAGAAAGUCCCCCCGGUGAUCAUUGUUGAUGAAGGCCCUGUCUCCGGGGCGAAUGAGGACAUGCAGGUGGCGAAAGUGCCGCCGGGAGUUCAGGGGCCAUCUUCCGAGGUCCUCAUGGUUUCCCUCCCGGCUGGUACGGCCGUGAUGAACGGUACGGCCGACCCGAGGGCGCUUCUGAGAGGCAUCACCCUCGAGAUUGACAGAGUAGCCCUCGGGGCUGAUGAAGACGAAGCCCUCGAGGACAGGAUCCUCCGGUCUUCCCUCACAACCUGCAUUGCCCUCGGGGAGCAAGCCCGGCGGCUAGAUGAGUGGCGCCUUCGCAAGGCCAAGCAGGAGGCCAAGAUGCGGGAGCUCAUCCGCCAGAAUGCAGACGCUGUUCGACAGAUGGCUAUGCUGGAGGAGAGCCUUCGGCAGAUGACCCUGCGGGCGGAGGCCGCAGAUCGGGGUAGGGCAGAAGCCGAGAGGUCCGCAGCUGAGGCCUUGGAGAGAGCUGUCAAGGAAGCCGAGGCCGCGAAGGUGGAAGCCGUCGAGAGAGCCCGAGGGGACGCAAUCUCGGGGUUCUUGGCAGGGGGGGUGGCGGUCCGAGGAGCACAAGCAAUGGCUGUCCUCGGUCGUCGAGUCCUCGGUCGACGAGUGGUGUGAUGGGCCUGGCGUGGAAUGGGUUUCCCGAAAGGGUAAACAAUACUAUGAUGGGGGCGAGUUUUUACUCAAGCCCUCAUCUACCGGAGGAUGGCUCGCCACUUAAAGAUCGAGCCAAAGGACUUUGACCCGGCAGCAUACGGGCUCCCCCCUGCAGCCAGACAUCCGCGUUCCUCUUCCCCCCGAUGUCGAGAGGCCAGACCUGGAGGACUCUGAGCUCAUGAAGGAAGCCGAGGGCGACGAACCUGAGGCCGACGCAGAAGUCACCUCGAAGCCAUCGGGGGAGGCGGCCCCCGGGAAUGACAUUAUUUGAUAUGUAUUUUGUAUUAUGUAAACACGUAUUUGUAAUGGUGACAUUAUUCAUCCUUCGGCUUCGGCCUGCUUGUAACAUUUAUUCGUAUUACAUUUGCCCUCUGUUUGUUGAUGAUUGAAUGAUUGCCUUCGGGCUGUGUUUAUAUGACUCGUUUUCUCCAAUUCCUUUCUUCUUGAAUGUAUGCCUCCG